CUUGAUCUUCCCUUCUUGCGGUGAUGCCAGCCAAUUUGCACUCCUUCUUCUUUCUUGUGUCUUUCUUUCCUUUCUAAUAAUAGCUCCAAGUACUACAUGUAGUAGUGAGGACAGAGAACAGGAUGAGAUUCAAGGCCAAGCUCGCUCCCGAACAAGUAUCUCUGCUUUCUUCACUGGUGGGCUCCAUGAGGCGCUUGUAUGAAGGAUCGUCAUCGGAAUCCAACAAAGUUGCAUCCGGCCAAGGCUAUCUCACGGGAGGGUCCAUUCUCAAAGUGGAUUCCAAAAAGGUUCUAAUUUCAACAUCUGGAAAAGGUGACGCCGAUGGAGUGGCAUUCUAUUGUGAAUUGACCACUCGGGAUGGAAUCUUUCUAGAACAUCGAAUCGAUUCAGCGGCACCCGACAAUGCCAUUGCCAUGGAAAUUGGACUGGGGGAAUUCCGGGUGGCGCUAAGAUCCAUUGUCGCCAAUCUCGAAACUAACAAUGGGUUUCAUGCGUCAGGGGAAGACGCUAUGAAAAUUUCUACCAACAAUGGACGCCAUACCACAACUGUCCUUAAAUUGGCCAAACGAGAGGGCGUGCCCUGUCUAUGCGUCGAGACUCUCACUCGUGAUGGAGUCGUCACACUGUCACAUGCCAUUCCAGUCAGAGUCAUGCGAGUGGAUGAAGUAGACAUUGCUCCGCCUUACGUCAGUGUCGAAGAUUUCCACUCAGGAGUACCAAUCGGUGUGGACCGAAAUCUGAGAUUCAUACUAGAAAGGCUCCAAGGAGAUUGUCCCCAUGUUUGUCUAGAGACAUCUGCUGCAGGGGAACUGACAUUGAAAUCGGAUGGGGACGGCAGCUGCUCCGUGCGCACAUUCUUUGGAAAAACAAAAUCACGACAUGGCAACUCGGGAGGCAGUCGGGAACCCUGCAAAAUCAAGGUCGAUACCAAAAUACUCGUCAGUUGUUUGCAGUGGCAACAGUCUGGGAUAGUAUCACACGUCUCCAGUGCGCUGCUAUGCUUUGCAGAGGAUGAAAUGCUAGUGGUUCAUGUGGCUCUCAGUCCUUCCAGUUUGGGAUUCUUCACUUACAGCUUGCCCAUUCAUUUCCUCUCGGAUGAAGACUUGUAAAAUCUCUACUAGACAACUAUAGCUAACCAGAUGGAUACGGUAGAUACCCCCAUACCGUAUUUUACUUUUAAUUCUGCAAGCAAAAGGAUAUACAAAAACCCAAACGCACAAGAAGGUGGUUGAAAGUUUGGAGUGUCUCAUCACUCACUUGGUCCCACCCGGUACGAUGUACGACUGUAUGGUACCAUAGUACCGGUACCGGUACUAGUAGCCAGCUAUUAAUAGUAUUGCUGGCUUUUAUCUUAGAGUAAUUAAGACGACCUUUCUUUGAUAAGCCUUUGAGUCAGUGCUGACGCGGGGUAUUUAAUAGUC
This is a messenger RNA of Seminavis robusta, 1421 nucleotides long. NCBI's taxonomy places the organism in Eukaryota, Bacillariophyta, Bacillariophyceae, Naviculales, Naviculaceae. The record is from the annotation of a GenBank genome assembly.